GCAUUUCGGGUAGGGAUGGUUCAGUUUUCCACUUCGGAGUUCAGACUGACACCCCACAUCGACAAUUUGGAGGUGGCGAACAGCUUCGCAGUCACCAAUGCUUUCUGCUCCCAGUUUUCAAGAGGAGUCUACGCCAUUUUUGGAUUUUAUGACAAGAAAUCUGUAAAUACCAUCACCUCAUUUUGUGGAACGCUGCAUGUCUCCUUCAUCACUCCCAGCUUCCCAACAGAUGGUACACAUCCAUUUGUCAUUCAGAUGAGACCCGACCUCAAAGGCGCGCUCCUUAGCUUGAUUGAAUACUAUCAGUGGGACAAGUUUGCAUACCUCUAUGACAGUGACAGAGGCUUAUCAACACUGCAAGCUGUGCUGGAUUCUGCUGCUGAAAAGAAAUGGCAAGUGACUGCUAUCAAUGUAGGAAACAUUAACAAUGACAAGAAAGAUGAGACCUACCGAUCACUUUUUCAAGAUCUGGAGUUAAAAAAGGAACGGCGUGUGAUUCUGGACUGUGAACGGGAUAAAGUAAAUGACAUUGUAGACCAGGUUAUUACCAUUGGAAAACAUGUUAAAGGGUACCACUACAUCAUUGCAAAUCUGGGGUUUACUGAUGGAGACCUACUAAAAAUUCAAUUUGGAGGUGCAAAUGUCUCUGGAUUUCAGAUAGUGGACUAUGAUGAUUCCUUGGUAUCUAAAUUUAUAGAAAGAUGGUCAACACUUGAAGAAAAGGAAUACCCUGGAGCACACACGUCUACAAUUAAGUAUACUUCUGCACUGACCUAUGACGCCGUUCAAGUGAUGACGGAAGCCUUCCGCAACCUACGGAAGCAGAGAAUUGAAAUCUCCCGGAGGGGGAAUGCAGGAGACUGUCUGGCAAAUCCAGCAGUCCCUUGGGGACAAGGUGUAGAAAUAGAAAGGGCCCUCAAACAGGUUCAGGUUGAAGGUCUUUCAGGAAAUAUAAAGUUUGACCAGAAUGGAAAAAGAAUAAACUAUACAAUUAACAUCAUGGAGCUCAAAACAAAUGGGCCCCGGAAGAUUGGCUACUGGAGUGAAGUGGACAAAAUGGUUGUUACCCUUACUGAGCUUCCUUCUGGAAAUGACACCUCUGGGCUUGAGAAUAAGACUGUUGUUGUCACCACAAUUUUGGAAUCUCCAUAUGUUAUGAUGAAGAAAAAUCAUGAAAUGCUUGAAGGCAAUGAGCGCUAUGAGGGCUACUGUGUUGACUUGGCUGCAGAAAUCGCCAAACAUUGUGGGUUCAAGUACAAGUUGACAAUUGUUGGGGAUGGCAAGUAUGGGGCCAGGGAUGCAGACACGAAAAUUUGGAAUGGGAUGGUUGGAGAACUUGUAUAUGGGAAAGCUGAUAUUGCAAUUGCUCCAUUAACUAUAACCCUUGUGAGAGAAGAGGUGAUUGACUUCUCAAAGCCCUUUAUGAGCCUCGGGAUAUCUAUCAUGAUCAAGAAGCCUCAGAAGUCCAAACCAGGAGUGUUUUCAUUUCUUGAUCCUUUAGCCUAUGAGAUCUGGAUGUGCAUUGUUUUUGCCUACAUUGGGGUCAGUGUAGUUUUAUUCCUGGUCAGCAGAUUUAGCCCCUACGAGUGGCACACUGAGGAGUUUGAAGAUGGAAGAGAAACACAAAGUAGUGAAUCAACUAAUGAAUUUGGGAUUUUUAAUAGUCUCUGGUUUUCCUUGGGUGCCUUUAUGCAGCAAGGAUGCGAUAUUUCGCCAAGAUCCCUCUCUGGGCGCAUUGUUGGAGGUGUGUGGUGGUUCUUUACCCUGAUCAUAAUCUCCUCCUACACGGCUAACUUAGCUGCCUUCCUGACUGUAGAGAGGAUGGUGUCUCCCAUCGAAAGUGCUGAGGAUCUUUCUAAGCAAACAGAAAUUGCUUACGGAACAUUAGACUCUGGCUCCACUAAAGAGUUUUUCAGGAGAUCUAAAAUUGCAGUGUUUGAUAAAAUGUGGACCUACAUGAGAAGCGCAGAGCCCUCUGUGUUUGUGCGGACUACAGCUGAAGGGGUAGCUAGAGUACGGAAGUCCAAAGGGAAAUAUGCCUACUUGCUGGAGUCCACCAUGAACGAGUACAUCGAACAAAGGAAGCCUUGCGACACCAUGAAAGUUGGUGGAAACCUGGAUUCCAAAGGCUACGGCAUCGCAACACCUAAAGGAUCCUCAUUAAGAAAUGCGGUUAACCUCGCAGUACUAAAACUGAAUGAACAAGGCCUGUUGGACAAAUUGAAAAACAAAUGGUGGUACGACAAAGGAGAGUGCGGCAGCGGGGGAGGUGAUUCCAAGGAAAAGACCAGUGCCCUCAGUCUGAGCAACGUUGCUGGAGUAUUCUACAUCCUUGUCGGGGGCCUUGGUUUGGCAAUGCUGGUGGCUUUGAUUGAGUUCUGUUACAAGUCAAGGGCCGAGGCGAAACGAAUGAAGAUGACCUUGAACGAUGCCAUGAGGAACAAGGCAAGGCUGUCAAUUACAGGAAGUACUGGAGAAAAUGGACGUGUUAUGACUCCAGAAUUUCCAAAAGCAGUGCAUGCUGUCCCUUACGUGAGUCCUGGCAUGGGAAUGAAUGUCAGUGUGACUGAUCUCUCGUGAUUGAUAAGAACCUUUUGAGUGCCUUACACGAUGGUUUUCUUGUGUGUUUAUUGUCAAAAUGGUGAGAGGCAUCCAGUAUCUUGAAGACUUUUCUUUCAGCCAAGAAUUCUUAAGUAUGUGGAGUUCAUCUUGAAUUGUAAGGAAUGAUUAAUUAAAAACACAACAUCCUUUUCUACUCGAGUUACAGACGAAGCUUGGUGGACAUGCACAGCUAACAUGGAAGUACUAUAAUUUAACUGAAGUCUUUGUACAGACAACAAACCUGUUUCUGCAGCCACUAUUGUUAGUCUCUUGAUUCAUAAUGACUUAAGCACACUUGACAUCAACUGCAUCAAGAUGUGACAUGUUUUAUAAAAAAAAAAAAGAAAAAAACAUUUAAAGUAAAAAAAAAAAUAUUUUUAGGUAUUUUCACAAACAAACUGGCUUUUAAAUAAAUUUGCUUCCAUAUUGGUUGGAUAAGACAAAAAGCAAUUAAACGGAGUGGGAAGUGAUUGAAAAAGGCUUUAGGUAUCAGUUCCAUAUUUUUCAAAGCCAAAUAUGUAAAUGCUAAGGAAAG
This is a messenger RNA of Lemur catta (Ring-tailed lemur), 3136 nucleotides long. RefSeq names its product glutamate ionotropic receptor AMPA type subunit 2 (gene GRIA2). Gene Ontology annotation, cellular component: postsynaptic membrane; plasma membrane; AMPA glutamate receptor complex. Gene Ontology annotation, biological process: monoatomic ion transport; synaptic transmission, glutamatergic; modulation of chemical synaptic transmission. The transcript is spliced from 15 exons. The record is from RefSeq and is a predicted model, not a curated record. Lineage: Eukaryota; Metazoa; Chordata; Mammalia; Primates; Lemuridae. Bases 16 to 2580 code for a protein of 854 amino acids. Gene Ontology annotation, molecular function: AMPA glutamate receptor activity; transmitter-gated monoatomic ion channel activity involved in regulation of postsynaptic membrane potential.